Schizophyllum commune H4-8 is the source of this 723-nucleotide messenger RNA. RefSeq lists its product as uncharacterized. The record is from RefSeq and is a predicted model, not a curated record. The coding region runs from base 81 to 452 and encodes 123 amino acids. Lineage: Eukaryota; Fungi; Basidiomycota; Agaricomycetes; Agaricales; Schizophyllaceae. The transcript is spliced from 6 exons.
GCCCCGCUAAGGACUCAAGAAUAUACCGCACGCACACACCUUGCUUCCGACUACAACCAGCAUAAGUGCUAUCCUCCAGCAUGGCGACCUCCACCGAGCGACGCCGCGACGAGGUCGAGGAGGCGUACGAGGUCCAGGCGCGCGCCGGCAUCAGGGGCGGCAUACAAGCCUUUGCAAUGGGCGUAGGCGCGACGUUGAUCGCGCACUACCAAUGGCCGUGGUUCAAGCGGCAAACGCUGCAGUUCAAGGCCAUGAUAAUCUGCGCGACUACUGUGAGCGGUCUGACAAUCGCCGCGGAACACGCUCUCCUCGAGCACGAGAACAUGCGGCGCCGAGAAGAGGCUGCUAUGCGCCGGCAGGCGCGAUUAGAGCUCGCCAAACGAGGUCAAGUCGGGACGGAAAGCGAGAUUGCCAGUUGGCGACGAGAAAUGGCCAACCAGGAGAAGGAAUAGGUGGUCAUCCUUGUCAGCUUUGCUGCUUCACUUCGUCGUCACUGGGUACCUGUAUCUCAUCGUGCAUCAUCACAUCUCAUUCGCUACGCAUACCGCUACAGAAGCAUCGUCGCUGCGCACAGUAGCAACUCCGGAAGGGAUGAUUUAUUAUGGCCAUGGCCUGCUACAAUAUUUGGACAGGACUGAGGCGUGCAAUGCGGCGAUACAGGGGAUUUGGCUGGUUUGUGUGAGGAUGUGCAGAGUGAUGAGGAACAACAUGUAUGCUGGGUUU